AUGCCACCUCCAACCCCCACCUAUCUCGCCUACCAGCACGACGCAAAACUCCUACACCUAGAAACAACCAUCCAAUCCAUCCAACCCUUCUCCGACCUCGACGAAGCAAACAAGACCCUCUUCAAAUCCCCGGGCGAGAAUGACUUGAUCCUCGUAACAAAAGAAACCAUCUUCCACCCACAAGGCGGCGGCCAACCCUCCGACGAAGGCUACAUCUUCCCCGCAGGAACAGAUCCCAGCACGAGCAACAAUCCAGAAAAAGCCCUCCUCCAAGUCCUCGCCGCACGCAUGGACGCUACAAACAACGGCCAAGUCCUGCACCUGGUCCGGCCCAUGCCCAACACAACCACGCCCCUCCAAUCCCUAACACCCACCACGCCCAUCCUCCAAUCCAUCGACGCCCAAAAACGCCUCCUAUACUCCCGCCUCCACACAGCCGGCCACGUCCUAGGCUCUGCAGUCCGCCACCUCCUCGAAUCCUCAAUCCCAAACUUCGACGAACUAAAAGCCUCGCAUUUCCCUGAUAGCGCAUCCUGCGAGUUCCGCGGUAGUAUACCCGGCGAACACAAGGCUGCGAUCCAAGCGCGUGUGGAUGAGUAUAUUGCGCGGGGGAUGCCGGUGGAGAUUGAGUUUUGGGGGGAAGAGGACUUUGAGAGGGAGGGUGUGCCGCAUCUUCUUCCUGAUAGGGGACUGUUGGCGCCUGGGGAGAGCAAGUUUCGGGUUGUGAGGAUUGUUGGAGCGGAGGUUUAUCCUUGUGGAGGGACGCAUGUUGAUACGACGGAUUUGUGUGGGGGGACUGUUGUGAAGAAGAUUUCCAGGAGUAAGGGGAAUAGUCGGGUUAGUUAUGCUGUUGUAUAG
This is a messenger RNA of Penicillium cataractarum, 858 nucleotides long. Its product is annotated as putative alanine--tRNA ligase. The transcript has a single exon. Gene Ontology annotation, biological process: regulation of translational fidelity; tRNA aminoacylation. The record is from RefSeq and is a predicted model, not a curated record. Lineage: Eukaryota; Fungi; Ascomycota; Eurotiomycetes; Eurotiales; Aspergillaceae. The coding region runs from base 1 to 858 and encodes 285 amino acids. Gene Ontology annotation, molecular function: aminoacyl-tRNA ligase activity; Ser-tRNA(Ala) deacylase activity; ATP binding.